AUUAUUCUUUUUUUCUAGAAAAAAGUAAACAUUUGGAAAUUCAUUCACAUUAAAUUAUUUGUUUUCUUUGUAAAUGUAAUUGAAAUCGAUUUCAAUUGCGACAUAAUUGAACUAAAUUGUACGAAAUCAUUGUGAAACGAAAGAAAAAAAUUGCAAAUAAUUUUGUAAACAAUGGGAAAUGCAGGGAGCAGUAAUAUUCCGCGCGAACGUCAUAAAUCGAGUUCGAGUGAUAUGCCCAGUUCGCCAGUGUUAAAAGAUGGUCAAGCCUUUGUUUUUGAUAAAAAAUCGGACAAAGCAUUGUCACAGUAUCAAGGUUCAUCGCAUGAAGAAGAAGAACCAUAUUAUACAAAACCAGUUACGACCACAGUUGAACCAAUUGUAACAACAUCAACAACAACUAGCACAGUCACAACCGAAGCAUUGCCAAUUGCAUCGCAAAAUACGAACAUUGAUCCAACAACAAAAGUGCUCCCAACUGUCUUCAAAUGGGAUGGUGGCGGCAAAGAGGUAUUCAUCAGCGGUACAUUUUCCGAAUGGAAGGCAAUACCGAUGGUCAAGAGUCAUGGCGAUUUCGUAACAAUCGUUGAUUUGCCAGAAGGUGAACAUCAGUACAAAUUUUGUGUAGAUGGUGAAUGGAGACAUGAUCAAAAAUUGAAACACGUUGACAAUGACGUUGGAACCAAGAAUAAUUUGGUAUCGGUGAGACAAUCCGAUUUCGAAGUAUUCCAGGCCUUGGCCAAGGAUAGCGAAGAUAGUGUGAACAGUGCACAAAAGGAAUGGGGCCAGGAUAUCCCUUCAGAUAAACCAUGGGGAGCAGGACCACCAGUCUUGCCGCCGCAUCUUCUUCAAGUCAUUUUGAACAAAGACACACCAUUAUCGUGUGAACCGACGUUGUUGCCCGAACCAAAUCACGUAAUGCUAAAUCAUUUGUACGCAUUAUCCAUUAAAGAUGGUGUAAUGGUGCUCAGCGCUACUCAUAGAUAUCGGAAAAAAUACGUGACCACUUUGUUGUACAAACCAAUCUAGAAGUGCCGUAAUCAAAUCAAUAGAGACACGUCUAUUUUUUUCGCUUUUUGUUUGUUUGCACUUAUUUUUCGUUUUGUUGUUAAGAAUUUUAUGAACUUGACCUAUUAGCACGACUACAAUUGGUUCUAGGCUUUAGCAUUGAAUUUUCGCUUUGUGAUUUACUACACACUAUUUCGUGUGUUCAACUUUGCUGCUUGUAUGUAUGACAACAAAAUAAAAUUUUAAUUAUUCUUCCGAGCUUCAACUUUGGCAAAGAUGUGCACCGAAAUUUUGGCGUAAUAUCGAAGAAACGUAAUAAAAAAAUACUGGUAUAUUUUAGCAAAUGUA
This is a messenger RNA of Contarinia nasturtii (swede midge), 1353 nucleotides long. RefSeq names its product 5'-AMP-activated protein kinase subunit beta-2 (gene alc). Gene Ontology annotation, molecular function: protein kinase binding. Gene Ontology annotation, cellular component: nucleus; cytoplasm; nucleotide-activated protein kinase complex. Gene Ontology annotation, biological process: signal transduction. The transcript is spliced from 3 exons. Bases 172 to 1026 code for a protein of 284 amino acids. Lineage: Eukaryota; Metazoa; Arthropoda; Insecta; Diptera; Cecidomyiidae. The record is from RefSeq and is a predicted model, not a curated record.